GCGAGCGAGCGAGCCAUGGCCGGGCCGGGCGGAGAGGCUCUGCCGGGGCCCGUGCAGAUCCGUGUGGCCAUCCAGGAGGCCGACGACGACGUGGAGGAGCCCGAGGAUGACGAGGAGAUGCGGGGCUCGGGCGACGCGGCCCGCUACCUGAGCCCGGGCUGGGGCAGCGCCAGCGAGGAGGAGCCGAGCCGGGGACACAGCAGUGCCACAAGCGGAGGUGAGAAUGAGCUUGAGGAGCUGGAUCCGGAGUGGAAGCCCCCGGACGAAGAGCUGAUCAAGAAGCUGGUGGAUCAGAUUGAAUUCUACUUUUCUGAUGAGAACCUGGAGAAGGAUGCCUUCCUGCUGAAGCAUGUGAGAAGGAACAAGCUGGGCUAUGUGAGCGUCAAGCUGCUCACCUCCUUCAAGAAGGUGAAGCACCUUACACGGGACUGGAGAACCACAGCGCACGCCUUGAAGUAUUCAGUGACCCUUGAGCUGAAUGAGGACCACCGGAAGGUGAGGAGGACCACCCCCGUCCCACUGUUCCCCAAUGAAAACCUUCCCAGCAAGAUGCUCCUGGUCUAUGACCUACACCAGUCCUCCAAGCUAUGGGCCCUGGCCAGCCCCCAGAAGAACGGAAGGGUCCAGGAGAAGGUCAUGGAACAUCUCCUCAAGCUCUUUGGGACGUUUGGAGUCAUCUCAUCGGUGCGCAUCCUCAAACCUGGGAGAGAGCUGCCGCCUGAUGUCCGCAGGAUCAGCAGUCGGUACAGCCAGGUGGGCACCCAGGAGUGUGCCAUUCUGGAGUUCGAGGAGGUGGACGCAGCCAUCAAAGCCCACGAGUUCAUGGUCGCAGAAUCUCAGGGCAAAGACAACAUGAAAGCUGUACUGAUUGGCAUGAAGCCACCAAAAAAGAAACCUCUCAAAGAUAAGAGCCACGAUGAGGAGUCCACGGGCACCGUCCACCUGAGCAAGUCACUAAACAAGAGAGUGGAAGAGCUUCAGUACAUGGGAGACGAGUCUUCUGCCAACAGCUCCUCUGACCCUGAGAGCAAUCCCACGUCGCCCAUGGCUGGCCGGAGACAUGUGGUCACCAACAAGCUUAGCCCUUCUGGCCACCAGAGUCUCUUUCUGAGCCCAAACGCCUCCCCCUGCUCCAGCCCUUGGAGCAGCCCCUUGGCCCAACGCAAAGGCGUUUCUAGAAAGUCCCCACUGGCCGAGGAAGGCAGACUGAACAACGGCACCAGCCCUGAGAUCUUCCGCAAGUGCAUGGAUUACUCCUCCGACAGCAGCGUCACCCCCUCGGGCAGCCCCUGGGUGCGGAGGCGCCGCCAAGCCGAGAUGGGGACACAGGAGAAAAGCCCCGGGGCUAGUCCCCUGUUGUGUCGGAAGAUGCAGACAGCAGAUGGCUUGCCUGUGGGGGUGCUGAGGCUGCCCAGAGGUCCUGACAACACCAGGGGCUUCCAUGGUGGACACGAGAGAAGCAGAGCCUGUGUAUAAUACCUUCUAUUUUUACUGCCAGCUCCA
Jaculus jaculus (lesser Egyptian jerboa) is the source of this 1503-nucleotide messenger RNA. RefSeq names its product La ribonucleoprotein 6, translational regulator (gene Larp6). The record is from RefSeq and is a predicted model, not a curated record. NCBI's taxonomy places the organism in Eukaryota, Metazoa, Chordata, Mammalia, Rodentia, Dipodidae. Gene Ontology annotation, cellular component: nucleus. Gene Ontology annotation, biological process: RNA processing. The transcript is spliced from 3 exons. Gene Ontology annotation, molecular function: mRNA binding. Bases 16 to 1476 code for a protein of 486 amino acids.